CUCCUCACCUCUGCGGGCUCAAAUGUUUAUCUCGGCGAGAGCCCUUACGAGAAUGGAUUACUUGCAUCUUCUAUCCGUGGCUGCUGCACUCCCCGCCAUCUGCCUGAAUGCAGCUGCACUGAGCCAUGAAUCCCACCCAGCAUUCAUCCCUGCAGCCGCCCAGGCCGUCAGACGAACAACGCCCUUCUCAGGCACCCAUCCCUCUCCCCUUUCCCACCCCGUCACCACUUUCGUCGUCUCGCCGCCGUGCAGAUCUGUGCUGCAACCGCUCUAUGCUGAGGACGACGCGCAGCCAGCCAACACACUCACGGAGGAGCGGAGGAAGCAAGAUGGCGGCAAUGAUGACAAUGGCGGCCUGACCUGGCCGCGGCAGCUGCUGAGAGCCCUUUAUCAGGUGCUGGGCGUGUUGGUUGCAGUCUAUGGUGUCGUUCACGUGCUGGCAGCAUGGUGAGCACCGCACCGCAUCGAAACAAACAACACAUACAUCGACAUGUGUGUCAUGCGGCCGAGCACCUACAUCGCAUACAGUACGUGUGUGCUGCAGGAAUGUAGCUGGGUGGAUUCUGCCCACGAGCAUGCUGCCGGAUGCGGCGGGCGGGACAGAGCACCUGCUGCAGUGAGUGAGCUGAGCACGAGAGAGAGGGACAGACAGAUCUCUGCGUGUCCGUGUGAUCUGACAUGAUGCGAUGCAGGUGGCGGGGCGUGUCGAUGCUGCCGCUGGCCGCCUCUUUUGUCGCGCUCGGUGAGCCGAGCUGCAGUGGCUUAACGAACUGCAAGGUGUCUGUCCCUGUGGCUGCUUUGCAUAUACCAGAGGACGCCACAGCCAAUGAGCGGCUGAAGAGCGCCACAUACGGGAGGCUGAAUCUGGGCGCCGCCUUCUACGGCAUCGCUUCCUUUGUCACCUUCGCCCUUCUCAGCGGGGCUGUCACCUUCGGCCCACUGGCCUUCAUCGUCAGCACCAUUCUGGGACAGCAGACGUGAGCCUAAAUAAAUAGAAAAGCCUCCACACGCUCACACUCUGUGUGCGGUGCGGGUGGAUGGCUUUGGAUGUAUGGUAUGUGCCUGCAGUGCCCUGGGUGUUGCCGAUGCCUCUCUUGGGUUGGCGUCGACCGUUGUGGGCGUGUGGGGCUUGCUGACGGGCCUGCGUGACAAGGGCUCGCGGGACCUCCUGGGAGAGAUCUCAGACGCAUUCAGAUCGGUAGGGUAGGCGGGCGGGGCGGCACGGCACACGCACCACCCAUCCAUCCACGAUACGUGUAUGCAGGUGGGUGAUGGUUACGUGUGUCUGUUUGACUCGAGCAAGACCAACUGGAAGAGCGCCUGCUACCGCCUGCUGGCCAUCCCCAUCUUCCUCGUCCUCAUCGUCACCGUCACAAACCCAUUCGUAUUCCUAAGGAUCUUCGCUGAGGUCACUCACACGCACAUGAAUGACACACCACGACCGACACUCGUGUGCUCGGCUGCAGUCGUGUCGUUUUCUGUCUGUCUGUGUGUGUCCUCCAGGAGUCGUCUGACCUAGGGGCGGCCAUUCCUAUCGCGUCAUUAUCGCAAAGGGGCAUACUGUCAGCUGGGAGGCUGCUGGGGGCGCAGCUGCUGCCGGUGCUGGCGGUCUUGUGGGUGCUACAGGUAAGUGAGGAGGUGUGCGGGCCGCCCGGACCACGCCCGAUAAAUGGAGGGUCUGGUGUGUGUGUGUGUGUGUGUGUGUCGUCUGUCUGUCUGCAGGAUGCGGCACAGAGGGGCCGGUUGGCAAGCGGGACAUUCAAAAAGGUCGGUUUGCUCAACGCAGCCGCGCAUCAUCGCGUCAUCGUCUAGAGCUCUGUGGGUGUCUGUUUGUGUCAGCUGAACUUCUCGUUGGCCAACAGCGGCGUUGCCAUGCUCAUCGCAGAGGCCCUCCAGCCGAUAUCAAGCAUGGUCAGGCACACACCCACACCCACACCCAUAUCACUCUCCCGUCCGUCUGGCUGUCUGUGUGUUGUGUGUGCAGGCUGGCUAUGUGUUCGUCAUGCUGCCGACGGUGUUGGCGGGGGCGCUGGGCGGCCUGCUCUAUGUCAGAGAGAAGAAGAAGGGCAAGUGAGUGAAGAGCUGACUUGCCGGGCGAAGUGCGUGUGUGUGCGUGUGGUUCUGGAGAAAUAUGGCCUGUUACCAGCGUGUGGGCGGUGCAUGUGACAUAAGACUGUGUGCACGGUCGACAAAAGACGGUUGGCUGCAUCCGACAAUCAUUCCAUUCGUCAAGGUUGGUACACA
This is a messenger RNA of Vitrella brassicaformis, 2244 nucleotides long. NCBI's taxonomy places the organism in Eukaryota, Vitrellaceae. The record is from the annotation of a GenBank genome assembly.